Messenger RNA from Klebsormidium nitens, 2178 nucleotides. Lineage: Eukaryota; Viridiplantae; Streptophyta; Klebsormidiophyceae; Klebsormidiales; Klebsormidiaceae. The record is from the annotation of a GenBank genome assembly.
AUGAUUGCGUCCCCCCCGUCUUCCUAUCAGCGGGGCGAGGAGGUUGCGCGGUACACUGUCGCAGGCGGAGGGGACCUACCAGCUGUAGAUGCUCUGCCUCCCCUCCCUGGAUGGUUCAUAGAGAUCCUGAACGAGCGGGCUUCUUCGAAAGCAGCCGGGGCGUCAAAAAGCCGUCCAGGAGCUGGGAAAGCAGCUGCGGCAGGGGCUGGGAUUACGUGCGCGCCCGCUUCGGUGAAUCCGCCCGAUCUUGCGGAUCCAGUUCUGCAACACCAAGUCGUCGAGAUCAUGCGGGGCAUGCUCAGCAGCUACGGGGACAAUAGUUCUGUCUUUCGCAAGCCAGAACUGAGCACGAUUGCAGGUUCAGGAGCUGUGAUGUAUCACUUCGAGAACGGUCCUGGGGGCCGGGCGACUUGCCCGUACCUCAAGGCAGGAGAGCAGGCACACCGCAGCAACAAGUUCGGCCUCUUUAGGAGAGGAACGGAGAUCACGUAUGUGUGCCACAGCGAGCGGUGCAAGGGCGAGGGGCGCAGAAACAAGAAGCUCGGACGGCUUCCCUUCCCUGUCGCGGCUGCGUUUUCGGAUGCAGAACCGUUGAACAGCGAGCGGGAUCGACUGUACGAGGACCGACAGCUGUUGCCCCUUUCGUUUCUACGGGAGAACCUCUCGAUAGCAGCAGGUGAUGAAGGCGGCGCUCAGAUCAUCGAUCGCCUGCAAACCUACACCGGCCACAAGCUCGUCUACUCCAACGAGAAGUGGUACUAUUGGACAGGGUCGGUGUGGAUGGCAGACCCAGGUGGGCGGGAGGCUCAGAAGGUGUGCCGUGGAGAACUCAACAAGAUCAGCGCUGCGUACCAAAAGGAGACUGGGGCUGCCAUUGAGCAAGACGAGAGCGAGGAGGAUGAUGGCAGCGAGGAACGGACCCCGAAGAGAAAGAAGAAGAAGACAGAAAAGCUGACCAACUUUAGUUGGAACGCAAGGAUGUCCAACAUCAUGACGACCCUGAAAGGCUAUUGCCUGGAUGCGGGGUUCGAGAAGCUGCUCAACUCCAACAGAGACGCUCUUCCCUUGCUGAACGGCGUCAUCCUCCUGCCGAGUGCCGAGUUAGUACCGCACCAUCCCAAGUUCCUGUGGUCGUUCAUGUUGGGGUACAGGUGGCCUUCGACUGGGGUCCACACGCCGUUAGGUCGAAUGGGCGAGUUCCUGAGGGAGAUCAUGCACACCCCAGAAGCUCUAGCCUAUCUUCAGCGCAUUCUAGGCUACGGCAUCACGGGUCACAUCUCCAACCAGGUCAUGCUCAUCAUGAUCGGGGAGGGCGGCGCUGGAAAGAGCCUCUUGUUGACGCUCUUGAAGCGCCUAAUCGGUCCGUUCUACAAGGAUGUGUCAAAGGAUAUGCUGGUGACCUCGAAGGGGCAGCGGCCGCCCAGUAAGGGAUCCGCCAGCCCGGACGAAGCAGGACUGCAAGGGGUUCGGAUGGCUGUUUGUUUGGAGUCAGAAGAAACUGACGAGUUUGCGGAGAGCAACUUGAAACGGCUCACCGGAGAGGCAACCAUCACGAGCAGAGCGCUUUACCGCGACUACGUCACGUUUGAAACGACACAACUGCACAUUCUCUGCACCAACUACCCGCCGCGUGCAAAGAGGUGGACCAUUGCGCUGAAGCGCCGUCUGCUUACCCUGGUCUUUCCAAUGCGCUUCUUCUACCCCGAGGAGGCGGGGUACAAUCCCAGAAACCCACUUCAUGGGGUCAGAGAUGAUGGGCUCGAAAGCAUUUUGAUGGCAGAGGUCGAGAAGCUGCUGGUAUUCCUGGUGAUAGGAGCAAAGGACUGGUACCAGAACGGGAGGAGGCUACUUGACAUGCCAGAAACUAGCAAAAGGUACAUGGAGUCCUGGGAGCAGUCAAACGAUCCGUUCGCAGCUUUUCUGAAAAACGAGGGUACCAUCGACAUUAAAGCAUUUGAGACGUCGGAGUCUCUGAUGGCGGCUUACAACAAUCCGAAUAGGCUAGUUGACGGCGUCAGAUUCGAGGAUACUGGAGCUCCCCCCAUGCGCACUACUCAGGAUUUAGCCAAGAGUUGCAGAGCCCAUGGCAUGGAAGGUCCAGGAAAGCCAUCCGAAUCGAGACUUGUAGACGCAGGCCAUCAGAUCAGGGGCUAUCGAGGAUGGAGACUGAAUGAAUAA